UAAGAGUACGAUUUAACUAAAAUUUCGACCCUUCCGGUUGUUGGAGAAAAUGCGGGAAAUCAAACCCAUCAUUGCAUUAUUGAGUAUUAACAAAGGCUUUUCAAAAUUUUGUUGAUUGAAGUUAAUCUUGAGAUCUGAGUACUACAUGGUUCAUAACAGUCUCUUUAAAAAAUCACUUUGCUUUAAAUGAUUGAACAAUGGCAGAAAGACCCGAAGAUUUAAACUUACCAAAUGCAGUUGUGACACGGAUCAUCAAAGAUGCGAUUCCUGAAGGUGUAAAUGUCUCCAAAGAAGCCAGACUAGCCAUAUCUAAGGCUGCCAGUGUGUUUGUUCUGUAUGCCACAUCUUGCUCGAACAAUUUUGCCAUGAAAGCGAAGAGAAAGACCAUUAAUGCUAAUGAUGUCGUUAGUGCAAUGGAGGAAAUGGAAUUUGAUCAAUUUGAAGAACCACUGAAAAAGUGUUUAGAGGCAUAUAGAAGUGAACAGAAAAACAAGAAAGAAGCAAAUGAAAAGAAGAAGAAAGAAAGAGAACUGGAAGCACAAACUGUGGAAGAUGUCAUGGAGGAAGAAGAGGAUGAUGACAAUGAUGGAGAUAAUGAGAAGGAUGAGGAUUUUGUAGCAGAGGAAGAAGAAGAUGAGGAGGAGGAAGAAGGAGGUGUGGAAUCAGUGGGACCAGGCAGUGGGGUCAAUGACAAUGCCAGUGUGUCCGGGAGUGGUACAGGAAGUGUGGUGGAGAUUUCAGACGAUGAUAGCUGAUAGAGGAAACUCUCAGCUUAUGGAAAUGUUAUUUAGCAUGAUACUUGUGUUCUACUUGUGUUGUUAUAAAGCAAUGAUGUAAAAAAAGAAAUUAAAUUAAAAUCCAUGUUUGAA
Ostrea edulis (European flat oyster) is the source of this 869-nucleotide messenger RNA. RefSeq names its product DNA polymerase epsilon subunit 3-like. Gene Ontology annotation, cellular component: epsilon DNA polymerase complex; CHRAC. Bases 198 to 755 code for a protein of 185 amino acids. The transcript is spliced from 4 exons. The record is from RefSeq and is a predicted model, not a curated record. Lineage: Eukaryota; Metazoa; Mollusca; Bivalvia; Ostreida; Ostreidae. Gene Ontology annotation, biological process: DNA damage response; heterochromatin formation; leading strand elongation. Gene Ontology annotation, molecular function: chromatin DNA binding; protein heterodimerization activity.